GGGAUUUAGGCGGUUAAACAGUAAAGAAAAGUCAUCAUCUUAGAGCACGCGACCACAACGCGACGUGCUGCGACACGCCCAGGUUCCGUCUCCAUACGACAUCGCGUCGCUUUACGUAAGUCAGGCGCUCCGGUUUCCUGGCGGAGAAGAUGGCGGCUCCUGGACCGGGGGAGUAUUUCAGCGUCGGGAGCCAUGUCUCUUGCCUCACCUGCUUGGGCCAACGUGUACAAGGAGAAGUGGUCGCCUUUGACUACCAGUCCAAGAUGUUAACUCUGAAAUGUGCUUCCUCCAGCGGUAAGCCGAACCUAAACGACGUCAUUCUGAUCAACUUAGCCUAUGUAUCUGAUGUGGACAUAAUAAAUGACCGCACCGAGACUCCACCCCCACUAGCAUCACUGAAUGUUAGCAAGCUUGCCAAUCGAGCACGGACAGAAAAGGAGGACAAGCUGUCCCAAGCCUAUGCAAUCAGUGCUGGGGUUUCUGUGGAGGGCCAACAGCUAUUCCAGACUAUUCACAAAACCAUCAAAGACUGUAAAUGGCAGGAGAAGAACAUUAUUGUGAUGGACGAUGUCGUAAUCUCGCCGCCUUACCAGGCUGAGAACUGCAAAGGCAAAGAGGGAAGCGCUUUAAGUCAUGUACGCAAAAUAGUUGAGAAACAUUUUAGAGACGUGGAAAGUCAGAAGUCCAUGCAGCGUUCACAAGCACAGCAAACACAGAAGGACUCCACUUUAUCUUCUUGAGUUGGCAGUGCGGGUCGGCUGGGGAAGACGACGCGGGUGGUUCUGUUCCCACUGCCAGACUAAGUCGGCAUUCCUUGUCCUCAGUCCGAGACCACAAGGAGGAGCUCUGAGGGCCCUGGAUCCAGAAGAUCAAAAUACCAAUAAAUGAAAAAGACAAAAAAGAAAGAGGAAAGAUAAAAUCUUAAAUUAGACUUUAUAAAAAAUAAUUUAAACAUGAACCAUAAAGCAACCAUAGUUUCCUUAACUAACUGCCCCUUCUCCUCCCCUCCUCUCCCCGAAGCCUUUUCUUUUUCCGCCCUCCUUCCUUUGCCUUCAGUUCCAUUUCAAAAUAAGAAAACUAGAGCAGUCAGAAAGGCCUGUUAGCUUUAUUUUCUGUCAUUUUCUUUCUUUUUUUUUUGCUGUAUCCAUGUUCUACUGUCUGUAUUUUCUGUAUUUUAAACAAAAUGUGACUUGAAAUGCCACACUUUAACGGACAUUUUCUAAAAUAAAAGUAACAUAAAUUCUGACUGUAA
Molecule: messenger RNA, 1252 nt
Organism: Betta splendens (Siamese fighting fish)
Lineage: Eukaryota; Metazoa; Chordata; Actinopteri; Anabantiformes; Osphronemidae
Gene: lsm12b
Product: LSM12 homolog b
Exons: 5
Coding region: 150-740 (196 amino acids)
Molecular function (GO): RNA binding
Source: RefSeq, a predicted model, not a curated record